GAAAAAUGGAGCCAGGUGGAGUGGGGUGUGUUUUGGUUGUCAUUGAAUCUCAUCGUUAAAGAUUAUUCCUUUCCCCCCAAAGUUCUUGACGUUAUUUUAACGAGUCCAGGAUGCUGCGCUUCACUGCUGUUGCCCGUGUGUGUUCGCGGGCGUCAGCGUCAGGUGCAUGUGGCCGGGCGUCAGGGUCAGGCGUGUCCUCCUGUCCUCCUCUGCCAUUGGAUGCCAACACCAGGCCACUCCCCCUCCAGAUCAGACCACUCCCCUUUCUCCAUCCCGCAUCUCCCUUGGCAACUGCUUCCCUGGUACCCCAUCGCGGCGUAUCCACAGAGACGGGAAAAGGCUGGUAUGAGAGCCUUGCGGACUCCACUGCUGUGCAUUACAUGGAGCAGCUGCUGGUGACGACCCAGAAUGCAACAGGGCUGCCCUGGUGGGCCAGCAUCAUCGCCACGACGAUCGCACUGAGGACGGUAGUGACAUUACCCCUCGGGAUGUACCAAUCAUACAUCAUCAGCAAGGUGGAGUCGUUGGAGCCUGAGAUAGCCGAGCUAGCGAAGCGUCUUCGCUACGAGGUAGCCAUGAAGGCCAAAGACAAGGGCUGGAAUGAGAAGACAUGCAGGUAUCAGUACAUGAGGAAUUUAAAGCGUAUCGUGUCUGAGCUCUACAUAAGGGAUAACUGCCACCCCUUCAAGGCCAGUGUCAUCGUCUGGGUCCAGAUCCCCAUGUGGGUGUGUGUGUCCCUCGCACUACGCAACCUCAGCCUCGGAAACACACACACGCCUGAAGUGUUCCAGCAGCUAACAGCAGGGGGCGCUCUGUGGUUCUCUGACCUGACGAUGCCCGACUCCCUCUGGAUAUUACCCAUCACCCUGGGAGUCACUAACCUGCUCAUUACAGAGAUCUUUGCGUUGCGGAGGUCUGAGAUGACUAGAGUUCAGCGGAUCGUCACCAACGUCAUCAGAGGAGUGUCACUAGUCAUGAUCCCCUUGGCUGCCACUGUCCCCUCGUCCAUGGCGCUGUACUGGUGUGGUUCGAGUGUUGUGGGUUUGGGCCAUAACUUGCUGCUGCGAUCCCCGGGCUUCAGACGCCUGCUGCGUAUCCCGGCAACCAGAGCGGACUCUGACACGCCCUACAGAGACCUGGUCAACGCCGCCAAGACAAAAUACCUCAAGUAGACAACAUGGAGAAUACACACACACACACACACACACACACACACACACACACACACACACACACACACAGAGGACAUGGACCUGUGUACCUCAAGUAGAAGACUGGACAAUAUGGAACACAUAUCAGAAGUAGACAAUGAAUCAGUGCCACAAGUAGAGUACAGGACACAGUGGAGGACAAGACAUGGACUAAUGCCUCAAGCAGGAG
Molecule: messenger RNA, 1380 nt
Organism: Engraulis encrasicolus (European anchovy)
Lineage: Eukaryota; Metazoa; Chordata; Actinopteri; Clupeiformes; Engraulidae
Product: cytochrome c oxidase assembly protein COX18, mitochondrial
Exons: 7
Coding region: 111-1172 (353 amino acids)
Biological process (GO): protein insertion into mitochondrial inner membrane from matrix; mitochondrial respiratory chain complex IV assembly
Cellular component (GO): mitochondrial inner membrane
Molecular function (GO): membrane insertase activity
Source: RefSeq, a predicted model, not a curated record